AUGGCCGCCCAAGAGAUCCACAACGUUUUGAUCACUGCCGCAGGCGGCAAUAUCGGACAACCUCUCGUCCAGCGAUUCGUCGAUGAGGCAUCCAGGUCUUCUGAUAAGUACAAGCUUGUCCUCCCCACCCGCAGGCUCGAGCAUCUCAAGUCCGUCCUGCCCAGCAGCGUGCCAGGUGUUGAGAUCGCCAUUGUUCAAGGCGACAUUGGAGAUCCGGUCUGGCUGGAAUCCAUAUUGAGGGAGCAUGGCGUAGAAACAGUGAUGCUGAACUUGACCGGCGUGGAGGAGUUGAUGCUCACCCUCAACUGCUUCGACGCGAUGAGACGCGCAUCUGUACAGCACCUCGUCUACAUCUCCGCUGCAGGUGACUUCUCGCUCAAGGCUGUCGAGCAGGGCCUGAUGAAGUACAUCCACGCGGGCCACGUUGCCGUCAAGGUCACUAUCGAGCACAAGCUGGUCUACGGCGACCUCCCCUUCACCUGGACUAUCCUCGGGCCCAUGCUUUUCUUCAGCAACGACCUGCGCAGCAAAGGACCCAUGAUGGCCCACGGCUUCUUCCCUGAACCCCUGUCCAGGAACGGCGUCGGCCGUGUCGACCCCCAGGACAUUGGACUCGGCGCCUACCGCGCGAUUGAGGACCGGGGCAGGAAGUGGGCAAAGAAGAAGGUCACAAUCGGUGGGCGACACUUGUACACCUCUGACGAGAUCACGAGCCUCUGGGGCAAGGCAUUGGGCAAGGAGAUCAGUAUGGCCGGGACGGACCAGCAGUCACUAGACGAGCUCGCCAGAUCCUUCUGCCAGUACAUUGGCGGGCCACCGAUCUGGGGUCGCGAUUUCGCCCUGAUGUAUGUGGGCUUUGAUCAGGUGCCGUGGUAUCAGCAGACGGACGAGGAGUACAAGGCGCAGUGUGCGCUGCUGGGCAAGGAGCCGAACAGUUACGAAGAGUUCGUGGCAAAGACGGGUGCACAGUGGCUGGCUGAGGUAAAGAAGUGAGCAGCAGAUCCGGCAAUAGCUGCCUACGAGGCUCGCCAGGAAAAAGAGAGUCUCUGGGCGGUCUAACACUUAGCUGCAAGCGCCGUGGAUAGUCCUUCCAAUCUCACGAUAUGACCACCGCUCUCUCAAGAAGGUCACACUCUGCACACGGCGAUCUGCACUUUGAGAUCAUGCUAGGGGCACGGAGCUCUCUCAGGAGAGAGGCGAUCCUUCAUCUUGAGACCGCCACGAGGAUCUCGCAAUAAAUGGGAUCUCCCCCUUUGUACCCAAGAACUUUGGUGAUCAAAGGCUUGGUUGGGAUCACAUAUUGCCAAUCCUGAUCAUAUAGCACGUCUCAACAUGUACAUAGUAGAAGAAUGUAUAGUAGACGAAAUAUGAUACAUCCUACUUUGUG
Molecule: messenger RNA, 1387 nt
Organism: Cryphonectria parasitica EP155
Lineage: Eukaryota; Fungi; Ascomycota; Sordariomycetes; Diaporthales; Cryphonectriaceae
Product: NAD(P)-binding protein
Exons: 2
Coding region: 1-993 (330 amino acids)
Source: RefSeq, a predicted model, not a curated record